AUGACUUCCUACCCAGUUGGCACAGAAGAUCUUCUCGUUCAAGAUCAAGGCUUUCGAGCCAACACAGAUGUCGACUCGGAUGACCCUGAUUUCUCAUCAGAGGAAGAGCGUAGUCCAGAACCAGAGGAAUCAAUCCAGGGUCCUUCAAUUGGUUUUUCUAAGCGUGGAAAGCCUGACGCCGAUAGUGCUGGCCCAGAUGCAGCCAAGAAAUACCAGACUCUUCAACAGACCGCCGAGCCUCGUAAGACUAACAAACCACCUCCGAAAGACAAGCCCAAGCCAGCCAAUUACUCUGGCACUAGCAAGUGA
This is a messenger RNA of Suillus subalutaceus, 309 nucleotides long. RefSeq lists its product as uncharacterized. NCBI's taxonomy places the organism in Eukaryota, Fungi, Basidiomycota, Agaricomycetes, Boletales, Suillaceae. The record is from RefSeq and is a predicted model, not a curated record. The transcript is spliced from 4 exons. The coding region runs from base 1 to 309 and encodes 102 amino acids.